Messenger RNA from Microbotryum saponariae, 1132 nucleotides. NCBI's taxonomy places the organism in Eukaryota, Fungi, Basidiomycota, Microbotryomycetes, Microbotryales, Microbotryaceae. The record is from the annotation of a GenBank genome assembly.
AUGCCACCCCGUCCCCGUCCCCGUCCCCGUCCCCGUCCCCGUCCCCGUCCCCGUCCCCCUCCCUCGCCCUCAACGCAUGAACUCAUCAACUCCCCCUUACACCGCAUCCCGACCCUCUGGUCCCUCUACCGGCCCCUCCUCCGACUCUCCUCCGUCCAGAGCCAUCCUGCUAUCGAGUCGGGUGUGUUGAGGGCUUAUGUCAAGAGGGAGUUCAGGAGGUCGACCAAGUUGACGGGCAGGGACAAGAUCGGGGACAAGUUGCGCAAGGGAUACGAGGUACGUUUCAUCCACUUCGCUACUUUCUCUCGGGCAGCGCUCGGCAAUUUGUUCGGGUUCAGGACUUUUACCUGGUCCGGAACUGAUCCUUCUUGAUUGUGUUUAUGGAUUAUUCCUUUUGAAAACAUAGCUACUCGACCUACUCGAAACACGAUCCACCUCCCCCACUUCCUCCGCCCGUCUCCACUCCCUCAUCGAGCACAUAUCCCUCUCCAGACCCCACAAAACCCCUACCCCACCACCACCCCCUCUCAAACCCCGUCUCACAAGAGGUAUCCUUCAAGCCCAACCUUACCACCCUCCUUUACCUCGUCUGAAACCCCAGCCUUGGAGGUUGGGCGCUAUGAUUCAUGAGAGGAGAAAGAGGAUCGCCAAGAGGUGGUCGGAGAGUGAACAGGUCAAGAUUUGGAGUGAGGAUGGCAGGGACGAGGAUCGGUUCGAGAGGGACGUGCUUCAGGGUGGUGAAGGGAAGGGGAGGGUGAGCGUGACCGGUAGCGGUAGCGGUGAGGAACAGGUUUGGGCUAGGGAAUGGUCAGAGUUGUGGGAGACGUGGAAGGGCAAGGCCCAGAGGGAGACGAAGAUCAAUGAGGUCAGUGGCCGUCGGGCAGCCCGAGAGAAUUUCUUGCGUUUCUUCCGGACUGGAAUUGGAGCGACGAACCAGCGACUGAUAUUACACCAUACUGUUGCUGCUCAUCCACAGAUGAAGACGCCAAAGGAGAUGCAAGACCGCGCGACGCGAGUCGCCAAGAUCUCGGGCAGGGCUAGAGCGGGAUACGGGACGAUAGAUUCCCGACGGACGGGGGAAGACUCGACCUCGUUGGACAUUCGGAAGAACCAGGGUCAGGGAGGUGGCUAG